Messenger RNA from Mesocricetus auratus (golden hamster), 3729 nucleotides. It is a transcript of the gene Ccnc, whose product is annotated as cyclin C. The coding region runs from base 147 to 995 and encodes 282 amino acids. Gene Ontology annotation, molecular function: cyclin-dependent protein serine/threonine kinase regulator activity. NCBI's taxonomy places the organism in Eukaryota, Metazoa, Chordata, Mammalia, Rodentia, Cricetidae. The transcript is spliced from 13 exons. Gene Ontology annotation, cellular component: mediator complex; nucleus. Gene Ontology annotation, biological process: positive regulation of transcription by RNA polymerase II. The record is from RefSeq and is a predicted model, not a curated record.
GCGCUGCUCUCUCCCUCCGGCUGCGGUCGCUGCGGACCUCAGCCAGCCAGUGUGGUUGAGGAGCACGGCCGGCUGGACUGGGUCUAUGGUGGCUCCGUGGGCCGCUCUGCUGGCUGGUGCUUUUGUAUCGGGGCAGGCAGUAUUCCAUGGCAGGGAACUUCUGGCAGAGUUCCCACUAUUUGCAGUGGAUUUUGGAUAAACAAGAUCUGUUGAAAGAGCGCCAGAAGGACUUAAAGUUUCUCUCAGAAGAAGAGUAUUGGAAGUUACAAAUAUUUUUUACAAAUGUUAUCCAAGCAUUAGGUGAACAUCUUAAAUUAAGACAACAGGUUAUUGCUACUGCUACAGUCUAUUUCAAGAGGUUCUAUGCCAGGUAUUCUCUGAAAAGUAUCGAUCCUGUGUUAAUGGCUCCUACAUGUGUGUUUCUGGCAUCCAAAGUAGAGGAAUUUGGUGUGGUCUCAAAUACAAGAUUGAUCGCUGCUACUACUUCUGUGUUAAAAACUAGAUUUUCAUAUGCCUUUCCAAAGGAAUUUCCUUACAGGAUGAAUCAUAUACUAGAAUGUGAAUUCUACCUUUUAGAAUUAAUGGAUUGUUGCUUGAUAGUGUAUCAUCCUUAUAGACCUCUGCUCCAGUAUGUGCAGGACAUGGGCCAAGAAGACGUGUUGCUUCCCCUGGCAUGGAGAAUAGUGAAUGAUACCUACAGGACGGAUCUUUGUCUGCUGUAUCCUCCUUUCAUGAUAGCUUUAGCUUGCCUACAUGUAGCCUGUGUUGUACAACAGAAAGAUGCUAGGCAAUGGUUUGCAGAACUUUCUGUGGAUAUGGAGAAGAUUUUGGAAAUAAUCAGGGUUAUUUUAAAACUAUAUGAGCAGUGGAAGAAUUUUGAUGAGAGAAAAGAGAUGGCAACAAUUCUUAGUAAGAUGCCGAAGCCAAAACCACCUCCAAACAGAAGCUCCCUGAGUGAUUCUCCACUAAUGGCAGGGCCUGAAGCUGCAAGAUGAUGAUGGACAAGAUAAGGCAAUCUUCUAUUGUCACAGUUACUGUGAAGGAGAACAGGGUCCAAAUGGAAGUCAGAACUCUAGCUACAGCCAAUCUUAAAACACCCUGAAGAAUCCUGUAGUGGACCACUUGGAAGUAAAGCAUUGGACAGUUUGAGUAAAGUCUUCAUUGGAAAUCAGAUGCAAAUGAAUAGCUUGUUUUGUCAAGCAUAUUGGGAAUUGACUUAAUUUUUACAAAAUAAGUUUACCUUACUUAAUUUGAUUCUAGUGUGUAAUAUAUUAAAUUUUUGGUUUUUGGAGACAGGGUUUCUCUGUAUUGUUUUGGAGGCUGUCCUGGGACUCGCUCUGUAGACCAGACUGGCCUCGAACUCACAGAGAUCCACCUGUCUCUGCCUCCCAAGUGCUGGAUUUAAAGGUGUGCACCACCAGUGCCCAGCAAUUAUUAAAUCUUAAUUAUAGAGUUUAGUAAAACUCUGAGGGGAUCUAUUGUAGACAUAAGCAGACAUUUCAGAGUUAACUUCUCUCACACAGAAACCGAUAUAGACACACUAAUAUUUGAUUAUGAUAAUUGAAGUUUUUUAUUAAUAGCCUUUUGGUUUUUUUUUUUUUGUUUUUUUUCAAGACAGGGUUUCUCUGUGUAGCUUUGGAGCCUCUCCUGGAACUUGCUCUGUAGACCAGGCUGGCCUAGAACUCACAGAGAUCUGCCUACCUCUAGUAGCUUUUAAAAAAUUGAGGCAGAAAACCUGAAAUGUCAUUUGUUUAAAAUCCUCUUUGGAAAUCAAGGGACCAAAUAAAAAGAAAGAGCCCCCCACUCCCCAAUUUAAGUUUAAAACUUUAUUUAAGAAAUAAAAUCUUAGGAAAACCUAGAAUAUUUUGGGAAUGAUAUUUACAAUUUGAGGGAAAUUAAUCUAGAACUUACUGUUUUCUUAAAUUAUUUUAUUCAGUACUUUUUGUGUCAUCACAGAAGAUACUAGCCCAGCCUGUUAGAAAAGUGCAAUAUGUAUAGUAUACGUUUACAUUUUAAUGGUUAUAUUGACUUAUUAGCUGUUUUGAAAUGCUGGGAGACCUGAAAGAAAAAAUUAUUUGCAAUUUGGUUAAACAAUGAAAUUGAAAUUUAGUUAAGUUUUAAUGUUAAUCUUUAAUCUGUUCUGAAAAUUUUUAUGAGAUACAUACAUGCCAGUCUAAUUUUGUGUUGUAGUGAGAACCAACAGAUGUUCAGCAAGUGUUCUGAGUGAAGAACCUAGUCAGGUUUCAGGCCAGUGUGAUACUGACUAUUGUUCAUUUUCCUGAGUGUAGACUUCAGAACAGGUGCUACAUUUAUGGAACUGGUAUCUCUGAAACUUCAUAAAUUCCUCAUUUUCUUCAGACUUGAAGGAAUAGUGACAUAGAAACUUGGAGUAAUAGGAUAUUAAUGUGUAGUUUUGCACUUUUAAAAGAUAAGUCAUGAAAAAAUUACUAAGCAUUGACUUCCUAAUUAAAAUUUGAAGAAUAAAGAAUAAGUUCUUCAGCUAUAUUUCCUAGUGUCUUAAGUUCAUUUUGUUAAGUUUGACUUAGGUUUUCUGAGCCUUUCUGCAUGUUAAAUAAAGCCCCUAUGCUUUGUAAAGAGGUGAUUUUAUGUGGUUUAUGAAUAAUUGCAAGAAAUGUCUUGAUUCCUUAUGGAGAGUAUCAGAUGAGCUGAGAAGGAAAUGAUGCAUUGGUAUAAUAUGGGACCUCCUAAGGGUGUAGAAGGAUAAGAAGCAAGAAAACAAGCUCUCUCCAGAUCUUAAGGAGUUAAUCUGAGCUUAGCUUGGAUGCUCUGUGAUUGCUCAUCACAGUCUAAUCUCUGUCCUUCAUAGUUUUCCUUGCAGUCUCUCAUUGUAAAAAAUUUUAAAUUUAUGAGAGCAGACAAAGCAGUGUAAUAAACCUCAUGUGUAUCUGAUCUAGUCUUAGCAAUUACUGAUUUGUAGCCAGUUUCAUCUUAUUUCAGUUUCCACACCAGUCUCUAGUUUGCAUAUUGUUUUGAAGAAAAUCCAGAUAUAUUAUUUCAUCAGUAUUUACUCCUGAGAGGUAAUGGCUCCUUAAAACAGGUAUUUUAUAGUUUUAAUAUACUUUUGUAUACUUUACUUACAAAUUAAUGAAAAUAAUUAUCUGAUCAUAUAUUAAAAGUUUCAGUUUCCUGGAAGUUGCAGAACAUUCUAUGUAUUCAUUUAUAAAUCCUUUUAGUUUUAUAUUCAUGGAUUCUUCCUCCAUGUUAUUAACAAAAAAUUCCCUGUUUUCAUUUGUUCAUCUUUUAAGUUUCCCAUAGCCUAAAUUUUACUGUGUUUUAGCAUGCCAUUUAAUGUAGGGUUUUUUUGUUUCUUUGUUUCCUUCCUAUGUCUGUAAAUUGGUAAUUGAAUAUGAAGGCUGAUCACAUUGAGAUUCUCUUUGUUUUGGCUAGACUACUGUAUAAGGUUGCAGUCUCUUCCAUUAGUAAAUAGUGGCCGUUGCUGUAUUGUCACCCACUUAAUGACAAGUAUUGUUUUUCAGAAUCAAUUACUGUCUUAGGCACACUGUCCAGUAUCAUAGCCACUAGCCACUUAAGGUUGAACAGUUACCAUGUGGCUUGUCUGAAUGCAGAUAUGCUAUAAAUGUGCAAACAUGUUGGAUUUCAGGUACUUAUUACAAAAGAAUGUUAAAAUCUUAAUUUGUUUAUAACCAGUAUGUUUUAAAUGAUAAUAUUUUGAAUACAUAGAAUUAAAUAAAACAUUAUUAAAAUUAA